Molecule: messenger RNA, 3027 nt
Organism: Penicillium lagena
Lineage: Eukaryota; Fungi; Ascomycota; Eurotiomycetes; Eurotiales; Aspergillaceae
Gene: sha1
Product: putative calmodulin-binding protein Sha1
Exons: 2
Coding region: 1-3027 (1008 amino acids)
Biological process (GO): mitotic cell cycle; establishment of meiotic spindle localization; spindle organization
Cellular component (GO): spindle pole
Source: RefSeq, a predicted model, not a curated record
AUGUCAGGCAUUCUCAACGAAGCCGCCACCCCGUGCCCCUCGAGGGCGAGGUCCUCAAGAUUCGGUGAACGCAACAGUAGAAGCGACACUUUCGACAGCCUGUUGGGCGAUGACUCGGCAUUUGAACAGACAGGAGAGAUCGAGUUCACCACCGAAGUACGCGCGCCCAUUUUGACGGGUACCCGUCCCCGACGAGCCCAUCAAGCCGGAUCGGCUUUCCAAAUUCACGAAGAAACUGAGAAGCCAGCGGGCCCUGCGGAGAAGCGCCGACGACCGAAUGGAUUGACGCAACAACUCCCAAAUCGCAAAUCGUCUCUGCUGGCUCAACCGGCCCAGAGAUUUCGGCCAAAAGUCAACUUUGAUCCCAGCCCGCCAUCUCGAAUCGCAAGACAAGAACCAGAAACGCAGCCCAAGACGAAGCGAGUGGGAUCAAAGACUAACCUGGAAAACCUGUCCCCGGUGCGGAUUAACAACCAAGGAUCCGAGAAGAAGGGUCGCGUCAAUGACCUCAAAAGGGGUGUGCGUCGCGAUACUGUGUAUAUCCCGCCGGACGACACGACCGUCGCCAGUGUUUUCAUGGGCCUGUUCAGCCCGAUGAAAAAGCAGCAGCAGUCCGCAGCGUCACAAAUUCCGGAAGAAACCACCCAGAUCAACACACUGGAGGCACAGAUUGCAAAACGGCACGCUAGAAAAUCACUGGCAGUGUCUGCACGCAGAGCUCCACUCCAGCCAAGCCAGAAGAAUGCCCAAGAGACUGCACUUCGAGUCGACAUUGCCGGCAAGAAUGGCGGCAAGGAAAACAUCCCCCCGGGAACACUUGUCGGUGCAAAAGAUAAAACCUCCGUUGAUUAUGCCCGGCCGCUGAAGCCCGGCCGAACUAGCAUUGCACCAGAACGGAAAUCGGCUCGCCGAGAUACCCCACGGCCGCCUGCAAGCCCCAAGUUAGAGCAACCUUCUGCCAGAAAGACGAACCCACCGCAGAAAAAGCGAUCGGUGCUGGCUGAACGACAGAACGAGGUGAAAAUCCAGACAUAUUCCGUCAGUCAAGAGAAGGAUGCUGCCGCGGUGCCCAAAAGGCCAACGGAAAAGGCUUCUUCUGUCAAUGGGCGAACCACUGUCCGGCCUGGUCUCUCCACGAGCCGAUCUUCUUCUAGCAUGAGGAGUGUACCCUCCAACCCCAAGCUGAAGAAGUUGAACCUGGAAUACCCAUUGCUUGUCGAGAAUAUCUCCAAACCAUCUCUUUAUGAUGACGACUGGCUCUCGCACCAGGAGAUUGUGAUAACCCAGCUGGUCAACGCGUUAUUUGAGUGCACGGCCACCAACAUAAAUGCCUUGGACGCAGAUGGCCUUCGCCUAGAAUUGCUCGAACUUUACCACACAGAUCACUUCACUCGUCUCUACAAGCGGAUCCAAGCAUCUCUUUCGUGUGGGGCGCUGAGUAUCCCACGAGAUAUUCUUAUCCAAUACCCCCGGGUCAAGAAAGAUGUUGGAAUCCAGCGAAAGUUCUUGGACCUUUGGACCCAGACGUAUGACAUUCAUACAUUGGUGGCUGCAGCAGAGACCGUCGUUGGACGGAGAGUUUCGAAUGAACGGAUCUCUUUUGGGUCUGUCACCGAGAACGCCCAAGAGAGCACAACUGGUCACAAGAAAGCCAUGGUCAGGAAGGCGGAGGGCUUUCUGGACACGUUUUUGUUGCGAAAUGAUGACAUGGUCCAGUCUGCAGAGAAGAGAGACACUCCUGCAGAAGAAUCGGCCAAGGCGUAUCGCCGCACUAUGCUUCGGUGCAUCAUGCUUGUUGCUCUUUUGGACAAGACUAGACAAUCGCUCGCAAGUGCUGUGCCUCGCCAGCUUUUUGUCGCCUCAUCUCCGUUCAAAUCUUCUGCCGACCUACUCCAAGCUUUGGCUCGUCUGCUCCUCCCAUCUUGUGGGGACAUCAUCAAACCCUUAGGGCACCUGGACUGCCAUUUGACGUACAAGCAGCACAAGCUACAAGAGUACAGCUACCAAAUCGACAACAUCGCGGUCGAUUUCAGAGACGGUGUGCGCCUGACGAGAAUUGUCGAGGUCCUAUUUUUCUUGCCCAAUUCUGGAGAUCAAACCGAGAUCUCUUUAUGCACCGGAGAUGUUCUUCCACUCUUUGGCGAAGACGCAGACCUUCCGCUAUCCAAGCAUUUAAAGGUGUCAUGUGCCAGUCGUGCAGCCAAGAUUUUCAAUGUGCAAAUUGCUUUGGGAGCCUUGAGCUCCCUGGAGGGCUCCAACGCAAUUAUUGGCGAUAUCCGUGCGGAGGACAUCGUGGACGGCUACCGUGAGAGGACCAUUGCACUCCUCUGGGCGCUUGUUAGCAGAUGGGGCCUUGCAGGACUGGUGAAGUUGGACGAUGUGAGCAAGGAGAUUAAGCGACUGAAGCGCAAGGCCAUCUCCGAACUUGGGUACGCACAGAUCAAAGAUGAGCACUGGUUUAAGGGUGACGGUAUGGAUGGCGGUGAGCAUGCGCAACUCCAGCAAUGGGCAUCCAUCUUGGCGGCACUAAAGGGUCUUCGUAUCGACAAUAUGACAACCAGCUUCGCCGAUGGACGGGUCUAUGCGAGCAUUGUGGAUGAAUACGAGCCGUUCAUCGCAGGCAAAAAAUCAUCUGGCGUUUCGCUGGAGGCACGUCUUGAACAUCUGGGAUGCAGCUCACAGUUUGCAUUCCUUGUCUCCCCGACUUUGGCAUCCUCACGUAUUCUGGACGCUGACUCCACUCUGGCCGCUCUUGCAUUCCUCUGCUCGCGACUGCUUGCCGCCUCGAGACGCUCACGAGCAGCCACUACGCUGCAGCGCGCCUGGCGGACAGUUUCAGAGGAGCGAGACGCCAAUCGGCGUGCUGUUGCGAAAAGUCUCGCUACGCAGUGCGCCGCCGUGGUUCAGACACGAGACCAGAUCUUGUGGGCUAAGAGAGUGAUUGUCGAGUGGUGGAGGACGACCGAAGCUCGGAAACAGCAGCAGCGCGCAAGAUAUGUCCAGCCUGCGCGAAGGUUCAAUCGCUAA